This is a messenger RNA of Penicillium bovifimosum, 1533 nucleotides long. RefSeq lists its product as uncharacterized. The record is from RefSeq and is a predicted model, not a curated record. Bases 1 to 1533 code for a protein of 510 amino acids. NCBI's taxonomy places the organism in Eukaryota, Fungi, Ascomycota, Eurotiomycetes, Eurotiales, Aspergillaceae. Gene Ontology annotation, cellular component: Cul4-RING E3 ubiquitin ligase complex. The transcript is spliced from 11 exons. Gene Ontology annotation, molecular function: protein binding.
AUGAUCCGAUCCAUGUCCUUUGCCCACGAAACUGUUACACUCGAGCAAAAGUGGAAAGCUCUCUACCACUUCGAUAUCUUUCACAUACCUCCCUGGGCCUUCUUGCUCGUCCGUUACGACUGGAUCGGUGCACCAUUCGCUACCAUGGCGCGUGAGAUACCCGGUUUCUACUAUGAUGAGGACAAAAAGAAGUAUUUCAAGAUCGAGGCCAAUCAUGCCGCUGCCCCAAAUGCGCAGUACUCCCAGCAAUCCGUCAAGCGACGCCGGAUCGAGAAAGAGACCCGUGAGAAGACGGCACAGUCACAGCAGCGCAUAGCAAAAGAGACUGUCCGCAAGGCCACCUCACUGCGUCAUCCCUUGGUGAAUCUGCAAAGAGAAAUGGGAAUCCUUGGCUUUUCCUCGACCGCUAGACAAGAACAGCGCGCUCGCAUCCAGGCGAGCCAACUACAUCGGACGGAUCUCCACCGCUUUGAGCCAUGGCCCAAUACCUAUGGCAUCAGCCAUGUCUUGCGCAACCCGCGUUCGGGAACUUUGAUUGCCAGCACGGCUCGCGGUGCUGAAUCGUCUGUAUCGGUGUGCUUCCCUGAUAUUGAAGGGUCACAGUGGACUUACGACCAAACCAUGGAGCGGAUGCUCUUCAGAGAGCCGUACUGGAUAGGAUCCAUGUCCUUGAGUCAAACAGGAUACCUUCUCGCAACAAUGAACAACGGACCCCAAGGCGAUACCUUCCUCUCGGUCCACCGCCUCCCAGAACCCGACGAAGGCGGCAACUACGUCUGGCCCAUCUGCCUCUCAGUUCUCCAUCCAAUCAGGAUCAGAGCUGACUACAAAAUGUCGCUCUGGAGCUCGGCAGCCCAGCCUUCAGGAUCAAGCACCCAUUUUGCCAUUGGAACAUCCGAAGGACUCCACACUCUCGAGGCAACCGACAACUCCUGGGUUCUAUACAAGAAGCCAUACAACGGUGGGACUGAGCUAGAUAAUGGAAAAGGUUCCAAGUAUCGUAAGCACAAGAAGAGCGUCCAUGCCGUCGAAUGGUUGUCGCCCACCGUCAUCGCAGCGGGACAGAAGAGCUGCCGAAUCUUCCUCCACGAUUUGCGCAGUGCGGGCAGUGUCACGCGUCUGCGGCACAAUGAUUCUGUGAUGGAUAUGAAGUGCAUGGAUGAGCAUCGGCUCGUGGCGGCAGGACCAUCCUCGCUGCGAAUGUACGACCUACGCUUUGCGCCAACCGCAUCAGCUUAUUCUCCCACCCCGCCUUACCUCCCCUUCCCCGACUACUCAUCACCUCCAUCACCAAAUUUCGACCUGAGCCCGGAGCUGGGCCUACUAGCUAAUCCUACACAGGACUGCCAAGUCCAGAUAUUCUCCUUGCAAACUGGCCGGCAAGUUGACUCCCCCCUCAAGGGACAUCGGUAUUCAGAGCUACCUACCUGUGUGCGAUUUGAAUACGGGAACGAUACCCCGGAGUGGCGGGGCCCACAGGCGCCUACUUUGCUGGUUGGCGCAGGUGACGUCGUCGAACAAUGGACAUGGUAA